CUCCUCCGGGAUAGAGGGUUGAGUUUUGUAUGCUUCCAUCCCAUUCUGCAAGACGCUAAAGGCCUCUCAUCAACCUCUCCUGUGUCCAGGAACACCGCCAUAGUAAUCAUUUCGUUUAUUUUGUCUUUUGGAGCUGGAGCGCAUUGCCAGAAGUGGUCGAUUCAACUGAAGCUUUUUUGUUGUUGUAAAUGCUUGUUGUAUGAUGACUCCAGCUUGAGGAGCCAUCACCAAAAACAAAAAAAAAGUUUUCUUCAAACGCAUUUCGAAUAAAAACUUGAAUAAAACAGAUGCAACUACAACCAUAUCCUGCUAUUUGAACGACUUCUUCAACGACUAGGAUCACGUUCCAACCAGCUACCGAUAUAGACUACAGUAACCCACUCUGUGAAUUGUUCAUGUCGUGCCAACACAGGACGGGCUCAAGGAGACAGGACUUGUGAACUCAACUGGGACUUUUAUUUCGUUCUACACGUUUUAACUACAACAAACUUAUUUUACUGUUAUUUGUCAACCGCCAAGAAGGAAAGAUUGCUCUUCAACAACUACCUUCCUAUUAUUCUCAUUUGGCUGGAGCGGGUUUGUACGAAACUGUUUUAAUGUUUGGAAUUCAGGAAAAUAUAGGCUUACCUAGAGGAGGGACGACAAUGAAAGAGGAACCGCUGGGCAGCGGGAUGAACUCGGUCCGCUCGUGGAUGCACACAUCUGGGGUAGUGGAUGCGAACACAGCCGCCCAAAGCGGUGUGGGUUUGGCUCGGGCACACUACGAGAAGCAACCACCGUCCAACCUCAGAAAAUCCAACUUUUUCCACUUCGUUCUUGCGUUGUAUGACCGACAAGGACAGCCGGUGGAGAUCGAACGGACAGCCUAUGUGGACUUUGUGGAGAAGGACAAAGAACCAAACAGUGAAAAAACUAACAAUGGGAUUCACUACAAACUCCAGUUACUGUACAGCAACGGUGUCAGAACAGAACAGGAUCUUUUCGUACGAUUAAUCGAUUCCAUGACAAAACAGGCUAUUAUCUAUGAAGGUCAAGACAAAAACCCAGAGAUGUGCCGAGUGCUUCUCACACACGAAAUCAUGUGCAGUCGGUGUUGUGAUAAGAAGAGUUGUGGCAACAGGAACGAGACUCCUUCAGACCCCGUUAUCAUCGACAG
Molecule: messenger RNA, 1156 nt
Organism: Oncorhynchus masou masou (cherry salmon)
Lineage: Eukaryota; Metazoa; Chordata; Actinopteri; Salmoniformes; Salmonidae
Product: transcription factor COE3-like
Exons: 6
Biological process (GO): regulation of transcription by RNA polymerase II
Molecular function (GO): DNA-binding transcription factor activity, RNA polymerase II-specific; RNA polymerase II cis-regulatory region sequence-specific DNA binding
Source: RefSeq, a predicted model, not a curated record